Molecule: messenger RNA, 1509 nt
Organism: Endocarpon pusillum Z07020
Lineage: Eukaryota; Fungi; Ascomycota; Eurotiomycetes; Verrucariales; Verrucariaceae
Exons: 5
Coding region: 1-1509 (502 amino acids)
Biological process (GO): amino acid transmembrane transport
Cellular component (GO): vacuolar membrane
Molecular function (GO): amino acid transmembrane transporter activity
Source: RefSeq, a predicted model, not a curated record
AUGUCCACCACCGCACUCAAAGCGGACAAGCCGUUCGGUUUUGCUGGAAGCUUCGAGCCUGGUGAAAAGCACGAGAAGGAUGCCGGAAUCUUGGGGUCUCCCUUGCGCAAGUACAGCAGGAUCGGCCCUGCUGUUUCUGGCGCAACUGCCGAUUCAGAUUCGGACAAUAUAAAUAUUGAACGACAGAUCGAGCUCGAGGCAGGCGCGGCCAUCAAAUACCGUACUUGUAGUUGGCAAAAGACUGCUGCUCUUCUUUUCUCAGAAUACAUCUGCUUGGCGAUUAUGUCCUUCCCAUAUUCAUAUUCGGUUCUCGGCCUUGUUCCUGGGCUCAUUUUGACCGUCGUACAAGCGGCAUUUGUGCUUUACACGUCGCUGAUAGUCUGGGAGUUCUGCCUCAGACACCCAGAAACCCGUGAUGUCUGUGACAUCGGCCAAAUGCUAUUCUGGAACUCUAAAGCAGCGUGGUACUUCACAGCCGUUAUGUUUCUCCUGAACAACACCUUCAUCCAAGGCCUCCAUGUGCUCGUCAUUUCCCGCUAUCUAAACACUAUGAGCACCCAUGCAGUCUGCACUGUAGGCUUUGCAGUUCUUGGUGCGCUGAUUUCGUUCGUUUGCUCACUGCCCCGGACCUUCAAUACGCUCUCUAAGUUGGCAACUCUCUCUGCCUUCUUCACUUUUAUCAGCGUCAUUCUUGCAGCUAUUUUUGCCGGUAUCGAGGACCACCCGGCAGGUUUCAAUCCGGACCCGGACCACAUUAACAAAACCGGAGUGAACAUGGGAGGUAAUCCAAUCGUGCUUGUCAUUCCGGCAGUUGGUACGACCUUCGUGUCAGGCAUGAAUGCCCUCCUCAAUAUCAGCUACACCUUCAUUGGUCAGAUCACACUUCCCAGCUUCAUUGCGGAGAUGAAGAAUCCAUACGAUUUUCGGAAAGCUCUUUGGCUUGUGACUAUUGCGGAAAUUAUUGUCUUCAGUCUUGUGGGGGCUGUUGUGUACGCAUACACCGGUACACAGUACAAUACGGCACCAGCCUUUGGAUCCCUUGGGAACGAUCUCUACAAGAAAGUCUCCUUCUCGUUCAUGAUACCAACCCUGAUCUUCCUUGGCGUCCUCUAUGCUUCCGUCUCUGCCCGCUUUGUCUUCUUCCGGAUCUUUGAAGGCACACGUCAUAAGAGUAACCAUACUGUCCUCGGUUGGGCAUCCUGGGCCGGAAUAUUGGCGGCAACUUGGAUUCUUGCCUUCGUCAUCGCAGAGGUUAUUCCAUUCUUCGCCGACCUUCUCUCGCUCAUGAGCUCGCUGUUUGAUUCCUUCUUUGGUUGGAUCUUCUGGGGUGUCGCAUAUCUUCGAAUGCGUCGCUCACAGUUCGGACCGGGCUUUUACAAGAAGCGAGGCCUGAUUAGAGGCUGGGGUGGGAUGAUCCUAAAUGUAUUCAUCAUCAUUGUUGGGAUAUAUUUUUUGACCGUCGGAACCUAUGUGGGUGAUCCGGUAGCUGCAUGCUUGUGGUCAAGCUGA